This is a messenger RNA of Hyalella azteca, 924 nucleotides long. RefSeq lists its product as uncharacterized. Lineage: Eukaryota; Metazoa; Arthropoda; Malacostraca; Amphipoda; Hyalellidae. The transcript has a single exon. The record is from RefSeq and is a predicted model, not a curated record. The coding region runs from base 1 to 924 and encodes 307 amino acids.
AUGACGGGGUUCGGGAUGACGGGGUUCGGGAUGACGGGGUCCGGGAUGACGGGGUCCGGGAUGACGGGGUCCGGGGUGACAGGGUCCGGGAUGACGGGGUCCGGGAUGACGGGGUCCGGGAUCACGGGGUCCGGGAUGACGGGGUUCGGGAUGACGGGGUUCGGAAUGGCAGGGUUCGGGAUGGCAGGGUUCGGGAUGACGGGGUUCGGGAUGGUGGGGUUCAGGAUGACGAGGUUCGGGAUGACAGGGUCCGGGAUGACGGGGUCCGGAAUGACGGGGUCCGGGAUGACGGGGUCCGGGAUGACGGGGUUCGGGAUGACGGGGUCCGGGGUGACGGGGUUCAGGAUGACGCAAUUCAGGAUGACAGGGUCCGGGAUGACGGGGUUGGGGAUGACAAGGUUGGGGAUGAUAGGGUUUGGGAUGACGGGGUUCGGGAUGACGGGGUUCGGAAUGGCAGGGUUCGGGAUGGCAGGGUUCGGGAUGACGGGGUUCGGGAUGACAGGGUUCGGGAUGACAGGGUUCGGGAUGACAGGAAUCGGGAUGACGGGGUCCGGGAUGACGAGGUUCGGGAUGACAGGGUUCGGGAUGACAGGGUUCGGGAUGACAGGGUUCGGGAUGACGAGGUUCAGUAUGACAUCCAGGGUUAAGGAUAACGGGGUUCGGGAUGACGAGGUUCGGGAUGACAGGGUUCGGGAUGACGGGGUUCGGGAUGACAGGGUUCAGGAUGCCAGGGUUCGGGAUGACAGGGUUCGGGGUUCGCCUCAGGCAAACGGCAGGCAAGUCGUCGAAGUCUUCCCAUUUUUUCUGGCGCUGCAACAGAAAAUGUUGCGAGCUUCCCGAGGCUGGGGGAGGCGGGGAGGUGGAAAAGAAGGGGAGGGAGGCGGUGGAAAGAGGAGGCGGAGGCUGAGGGAAGUACAGAGGUGA